Molecule: messenger RNA, 8150 nt
Organism: Aptenodytes forsteri (emperor penguin)
Lineage: Eukaryota; Metazoa; Chordata; Aves; Sphenisciformes; Spheniscidae
Gene: PDZD2
Product: PDZ domain containing 2
Exons: 25
Coding region: 1-8076 (2691 amino acids)
Molecular function (GO): cytokine activity
Source: RefSeq, a predicted model, not a curated record
AUGCCCAUCACACAGGACAACGCAGGGGUCUUCCUCCCCCUCCUGUGCCAGUGGCUGCAGAACAGCCGGCGGGAGGGGGCCGAGGGCACCGAGCAGCAGCUCUGCCGCUCAGCCGUCCAGAAGCUGAGCGAGUACAUCCAGCUCAACUUCUCUGUGGAUGAGAGCAAACUGCAGCCAGGGAGCUGCGGGACUUCAGAUACGGAGAUCUGCACCAUGUACCUGGCCCAGGAGAUGAGAAAAACUGAGGUUCUCGGGAUGAGCUUUGGGAACAUCCCUGCUCUGGGGGACUAUGGGGAGAAGCGUCGGGGAGCGAAGAAGAGGAAGGGGCAUAAGGGGCCAGUGCUUGACGUCGGGUGCAUCUGGGUGACGGACUUGAAGAAAAACAGCCCGGCCGGGAAGUGCGGGAGAGUGCGCCUGAAAGAUGAGAUCCUUUCUCUGAAUGGCCAGUUGAUGGUUGGCGUGGACGUCACCGGUGCAAGUUACCUGGCCGAGCAGUGCUGGAAUGGCGGCUUCGUCUACCUGAUCAUGUUGCGCCGUAUCAAGCGCAAGGCCCCUCUUCCUCCCUCCAACGGCAACAACAGCAACAGCUGCGACCCCAAAGCCAAGCCCAGCCCCGAACCCAGUGACAGAGCCGCUCAAAAUGGGAAAAGGACCAGAAAGUUUGGGGUCAUCACCAGAACACCGGGCAGCAAGGAUGGCAAAGAAAAGCUGGGCUCAGAACACGGGAACGGGCACUGUACCCCAAUGGAGGUGGAGGUUGCUCAGCCGGAGACCUCCGAAGCAGAAAGCAAUGGGGAAGAGCAGUUUCGGGGCACCGGGGGACAGUACCGGUGCCGGCUCUCAGAUGGUGGCGUGCCAGACAUUGGUGACCAGUCUGCCCAGCGAGAAGGUUGCCGCAUAUGGAAGAUGCACAUCCUGAAGGGGAUGGACGGGCUGGGAAUCCAGAUAACGGGAGGCAGAGGGUCGAAGCGGUCCCCUCACAGCAUCAUCAUCACCCACGUGGAGGAAGGCGGCUCUGCACACAGGGAUGGCAGGCUGACGGCGGGCGAUGAGCUCCUCAUGAUCAACGGGCAGUCGCUGGUUGGGCUCUCCCACCAGGACGCCGUGGCCCUCCUUCGCUCGGCUGCUGGCCUGGUGCAGCUGGUGGUCGCUAGCAAGGAAUCUGCUGAAGGGGAUUUUCUGAAGUACCCAUCUACCAGUUUGCCAGACUUGCUUAGCACUUGCUCAGUCCAAGACUCUGUCUCUUGCACUGACAAUAAGGAAAAUGAAGAGCCAGAAGAAGAAGAUGUGAAAGGAGUGAAUGUUUCUCCUGAAAAACUGGUCGCUGUGAUGGAAACUGAGAAGUCUCAAGAUCCAGCUUGUGCAGAAGUGUCCAAAGGAAACAACCAGAAUCCAACUCUUGGAAGUGGCAUACUGAAAUACAGAAGUCGAUCCCAAGGUGCCGGAUCCCGUUUGGAGUCCGUGGGAGAAGACGAUGAGCUGACAGUGGAAAACGGUGAAUCGAGUUACGAAAUAGCAGUGAAAUAUUCCCGGGGUGGAAGAAAGCACUCGCUGCCUCAGCAGCUGGAAUCGGCAGGAGCCAGGCAGGACUACCAUAUCGUGAAGAAAUCCACCCGUUCCUUCAGUGCCGCACAAGUGGAAUCUCCAUGGAGACUGACCCAGCCCUCCAUCAUUUCCAACAUCGUCCUGAUGAAAGGGCAAGGCAAGGGUCUUGGAUUCAGCAUUGUGGGAGGGCAGGAUUCUGCUCGCGGACGCAUGGGGAUUUUUGUGAAGACUAUAUUCCCAAACGGAGCAGCAGCUGCUGAUGGAAGGCUUAAAGAAGGGGAUGAAAUCCUAGAAGUUAAUGGAGAGUCUCUACAAGGGCUGACCCAUCAGGAGGCCAUUCAGAGGUUUAAGCAACUCAAGAAAGGAGUGGUGACCCUGACAGUGCGCACACGGCUGCGCAGCCCGAGCCUCACACCCUGUGCGACUCCCACCUUGCUGAGCCGCUCCAGCUCCCCCAGCUCCAGCGCCAGCGGUGGCACGCCGGUCCCUGGCCCCGACGAGGCGGACGGUUCCUCCUCCAGCCGCAAAGGACCCGGCCCAAAGGACAGGAUCGUCAUGGAUGUGACGCUCAAUAAAGAGCCAGGGGUUGGGCUUGGCAUUGGUGCCUGUUGUCUCACGCUGGAAAACAGUUCUCCAGGGAUAUACAUUCACAGCCUGGCCCCAGGAUCAGUGGCUAAAAUGGAUGGCAGAUUAAGUCGGGGUGACCAGAUCCUGGAGGCAGAUUCGGUGAGCCUGCGUCAUGCGGCAUUAAGUGAAGCCUACGCCAUCCUGAGCGAAUGUGGUCCAGGUCCGGUCAGCCUUAUCAUUAGUCGGCACCCUAACCCAAAGGUUUCUGAGCAGGAGAUGGAUGAAGCAAUCGCACGUACUACCCACCGAGAGAGCAAGGACGCCAGCUCCGCUCACGUCACAGGAGCUGUACAAAAAAGCCCAUCUCCUAAUGUGAAGGCCAAACAAGGAGAGACCUCAUCUCCCCUCAGCUGGACUAUGAAACGCUUUCUGGAGCCAGCAAGCCGGCAGGGAUCUGUCAGCUCCGAGGCAGAGCUUUCCCAGUACUUCUCGCACGACAGUACGAGCCAGCUCUCGUUUUCUGAUGCUGUAACUGGCUCCUGUGACGAAGAGCAGCUCCGUCAGAAGAGCAGAAACAGUUUGUUGGAUGAUGGCUCUCUUCUUCCCGGCAACCUGACUGCUAGAGAAGCAGGAGCAGCAAAAGCAAAUGGUCUGGCUUCUCCAACUAGUGGGAGAUCAUCUGGCCUUCACAACAAGCACGUGGAGUCUGUCCGACCCGGCAUCCUCAGCGACAGCCCCAAAUCUGCCCGCAGCCCCUUUCAUCGGCAGAGGAGGGUUGUUUUCUACGAUGGUGACAUUAGUGAUGACGACGAAAGCUCCCACUUGCAAAGAAGCCAGAGGGCCAAGAGCCAGGAGGACGCUAGCAUUGUCAGUACAACCUCGUCUGUAGAAAUCAAUGAUGAGAGCCAGGACAGUGAGUCAACUAGGCAUAGUAGCACGGAGACGUCUUCCCCUGUCUUCAGCAACUCCGUGGAGUCUGCAGACAGCUCACUGGAGCAAAUUGACUCUCCUUUCUUCCCCAUCAUAGCAUUCGAUUACUCAAGUGUGCCUGAAGUUCGUCUUGGCAGCCUGAGUUUGAAGGAGCUCCGGGAAGCACAACUCGAAUCUAAGAGGUCACCAAAACUUGAGCACAGAGCAGUCACGAGAGUGAAAAGCAUGAUGAGCACUGAGUGCCGAAGCCUUCAGAGACAGAGGACAGAGGAGCAUGGCUCUUAUAACAAACCUGUGGCGAGGACGCUCCCUCACAGCAAGAAGUGUGAAGCACCCGAUGGGGCCGGGCAGGGCCAGGGUGAAGUAGUCACUCUGGUUCGCAAUGAGCACGAGUCAUUCGGCCUGGAUUUGGAAAUCCAGGCCAUACCCUUAAAGGUUGUUGUCACAGGACUGCGGCCAGGUGGAGCAGCAGAAAUGGGAUCAAUGGGCAAGAUGGCUGUAGGAGAUGAGAUUACCACCAUCAACAGUAUCCCAGUCAGUAAGAUGACGUACGAGGAAAUCUGCUUGCUUAUGCAGUGUCUUCCCACAUCCGUAACCCUGGAGAUCCAGAAAGCAGCAUCAGCUGUCAGCAGAUUUACAAACCUCAUCCUGUCUCCAGGGUUAGACAGUCAAAAUCAGGCCGAUGUCAACAGCAUCCUCGCAACUGAGGAAGAACCGAGUGCUGGGAAGCGAGAAGUAGCAGGUUUGCAAAAUGCUGGUGGCGGCUGUGCGGUGGAGAGAACAACACUGCCACCUGAUGCCACGAGCAAAGACGUGCAAAGAGGUACCAUGAAAAGCAGCCACGCCGAGGACUGCGCUGCCAUCCCCGUCACCGAUAUCGAUGACUUGCUCAGCCAAAUGGGUGCUCCCGAGAGCAGGGCUUCGCACACCCCGUCACGAGCGGAAAGCCCCCUCCGAGAUGAGUACACCACGAUGUGCUGCUGCGGGACUGACGAAGGCUGUCCCGGAUCUGAGCCACGACCAGCCAAGGAGGAGCUGCUGGAAAAAACUAUGAAUUGUGGAGCUAAUGCACAAGGGGUUUUGGGGCUGUCUGUGUUGGACUCCAUUAACACAGGCAAACUUUUUACUGUGAAUAAAAACUCUUUAAAUAACUAUUCUAGGAAUUUUAGCAGUUUAAAUGAGGAUGAGUUGCCUACAGCGAACUCUCUGGAAGGUAAGAGAAGCGACCCCUUUCCAAAGUCUAUGUAUGGGGCUGCGGAGGAUUCUCACUCAGACGCAGAGUCUGUCACAGAAACCUUUGAUAGUGCUAAUGAGGUGUUGCUUGGGCCGUGCACUGCUGCUAAUGCCCCUGCAGUCUGUACUGUAAUGGAGUCGGAUGAGGAGCAAAUUGAGAUUUGUUGCAUGAACGAUGAGCCGCAAAAGCCCACACAGGAGCAGCAUCUCACAUCUGCAACAAGCUCAUCCUCUCUGUCCCCACUGCAACCUUACGGCGGCAAAGUUUUGCAAACUGAGGGCUGUGCAAUGUGUGGGUCACUGGAAACAAGCAUCAACAAACUAGGCUUGGAAGAUCACGGUGGUCCCACUCCAUGUCCCUCACAGUGUUCAGAUGUGUCCUCUGCAUCCUUGUGUUCUCCUUCCUCAGUUUUCCUGCCAGAAAGAGACAUCCUAAAGAAUUCAGUCAGUGUCCCUGAAGUUUACUCUUUCUGUAACAAUGGUGCCUUAAGUACAGAAGAACAGAUAGGUUUGGGGAACAGUAACGGACAUAUGAAAUGCUGUGAAUCUAUUGAAGAGGAAGGGUCUCUGCACUGCAAAAAGAUAAGCUUUUGCUCUGCUAGAAAUGUCAAUGGCUUGGAGAACAACUUGCUUGAGAAAGAAGGAUGUCGUGAUGAGCAGAGAUCCAAAUCUGAAAGCGAAACAGUGGUUGAUGACUGUAAUCAUGCUGUUAGUUAUUGCUUAUUGAAGAAGGAAACCAACAGUUUGUCCAGCUCGUCUAAAACAGACAGCAAUCAUGUGAAUGCAUCAUCACCAAGAGCAAUAUCACUCAGGUCUCCCUUUCCCACUAGAUCUAAAGAUCCAAAGGCUAAUACAACUCAUGACUUGCCAGGGAAAAAUGAGAAAAUUAACUCUGUGACUUCAGGAAGGACUUCCAAUGGAAAAGUCCAAAGCUCAGGCACAAAUCACUGCAAAGGAGCUGCAGUACCGCACAGCCCAUCCUCACAGAAAAAAUCCUGUCAGGAGUCUAAGGGAAUGGCACAAAAAAGUAUAAUGGACACCCUUUUAAAUAACCAGAAGGCCAAAGCAGGACCAAAGCUAAAAGGGUUCACCAUCAAAAGCAAAGCAAAGGCAAAUUCGGAUUCUUCUGGCAUUAAUCCUACCAAAGUCAGUGGGGCUGAUCAGAAAAGGUUUUCUGUUUCUCCACAGCUGUCCCCUAAACUCCUGGGGAAGAAAACACCAUUGUCCCGUAAUACACCUACAAACCCAGAUCCUGGCAAGAGCAUUUCAGCAGCCUCAAGGACUCUGAAGUCAGAGCUAGAAAAUAAACCAUCGCUGGUCAUUUCUGAAGAUUCACUUCUGCCUCUCCUGAAUGGCACCGGCAGCCCAACAGCGAGCAGUGAAAUGAAGUGUGGCUGUGGGGAGCUAACAGACCUGCAGCAGGCAUGGGGAAAGCCAAAAGAAAAGCAAGUUUCCAUGCAGCCUGCAGUGUGUCAGGGUAAGGGUGUUAAGGUGGAUGAUUUCAGAGCCAGAGACGGUCAGUCCAAAGUCUCUUCAUCUCCUCAGGGGAUACCAAAAGUUGAAUAUGUGAAAGGGAGGACUGAGAACCCUGUAACAGGCCUGAACACGAUCAAGAGCGUCUGUAGUGCAGAUGACCUUGGGCAAUUAGAUCUGCAAAACAUAGUACCAUCUGCUGGAGGCUCUUCUUCAUUGAGGUCCCCCUCAGUUCAGCAGGAGCAGCUGGAAGGGCAGGAGAUCCAGCGCACUUUCAUUGAGGUGAAGCUUUCCUCCUCAUCAUCCUCUUCCUCCUCUUCCUCCGCCUCUUCCUCACCAGCAUCGUUUUUGCAGCUGCCAUUGCUGGAGAAAACAGAAGAGGCAAAUGCAGAAGUGCCUCGGCUGACUGAGGAGAUGGGUACCAUCCAGUAUUUCUCAAAAGCAGAUACUGCCGCAGACAGAAAUCUCUAUGGCUUGUCAAAACCUGUCACGAGGACUUACUCGAUGCCAGCCCAGUUAUCAGGUCACUUGAGGGAGGACUGCCAUGUUGCAGAGGUUCAUCCCAUGCAAGAACCCCAGGGCCACGCUGCAGAGGAGAAAUACCCCCAGACGGUGACAGGAAUGUUAAAGAUGGUCCAUCUCAACCCGCCGAAUGUCCAGAGUGGGAAGGAGCAGGCAUACGCCUCCAAAAGCACCCAGAAAGUCCAUGACACCUCCCCCUCAGCCAGCGACAUUAGCUGCCCUGCCACCGAUAAGCUGAGGAACUUCAGGAGGAAUUACUACUACUAUGAGCUGAACUGGCCACAUGAACCUACCUCAUCCUUCUCUGUCAAACAGAGGAUCAAAUCCUUUGAAAACCUGGCAAAUUUCGACCGGCCCAUCGUGAAGGCUAUCGAUAUACACUCGGCUGCGAGGUCCCCCCUCACCAGGAGGUCGUGUGGUGGGAUGGCCACCACAGCCAGCCCUGCCGAGACACCACGGGCCUUGCGGCGCAGCUUGAGCUCCUACGGCGGCAGCCCGAGCCCAUCCAACGCCAUGGCCAAGUCUCCCACCAGUGCAGAGCCCACGCGUGUGGCGGAGGGCAGCAAGGGGGAAGGAAAGCCCCAGAGGAGCGAGGAGGGUGGCGCUGGGGCAGAUGUGGCCGCCUUUCCCCCCUCGGCCUCACAGGCGCGCCGCAGCCGGGGCCUGGGGCGGCCACCGCUGUCCCGCUCCAGGCUGCGGGAGCUGAGGGCCCUCAGCAUGCCCGACCUGGACAAGUUGUGCGGAGAGGGCUUCUCAGGGCCGCCGCAGCCCGCCUGCUUCAAGACGGAGCUGGAAAUCACACCCCGCAGAGCCGUCGGCACACCUGCCGGGAGUGACGCAGCCCCGCCAGCCCGCUGCAGCCCCACUGAAGCGGGUGCGAUGGGGAUGGGUGCCAGCAGCCCUCGGGACAGCGGCUCGGGGACACCAGGGUCUGCCUCGGGGCUGGCGGAUGAUGACGUGCCCCACAGCAGCUCUCUGGAUGGGGAGCGCUCAGAAAACAGCUGGUCCAUAAGCUUGGAUCAGCUGCUCGUCUCAAGCCUGGACCAGCAAAAACUGCAAUCUGUUUUGUCAGCAGUAGUACCAAAAUGUGACAUUGCUGCUAUGCUCCAAGAAGUCAAAGCACAAGUAAAGAGCAAAGAAGACACAUACUUCGUAGUCUUGCACAAAGAAGAAGGAGCUGGCCUGGGAUUUAGUGUUGCUGGAGGAAUAGAUCUGGAACAGAAAUCAGUCACAGUCCACAGAGUGUUUUCAAAGGGAGUGGCAUCUCAAGAAGGGACUAUUCAUCGAGGAGAUCUUGUUCUGUCAAUCAAUAGCAAGUCUCUUGUGAGCUCAGUCCAUGGGGAUGUCCUGAAUGCUCUUCAUCAGGCAAGACUAUACAAAUAUGCGGUCAUUGUCAUCCAGAAGGAAAAAGACAAAGCAACCAAUUCCUCCAGACUUGAGAUAUCCGCUACUGGCAGAAAAUGUGUGAGGUCUGGAAAGGAUGUUUCCAUGGAAAUAGGAACAGAUCCAAACCUGGAUAUGAAUGAUGUCAUCUGUGUUGAAUUAUUGAAAACCUCUGCUGGCUUGGGAUUCAGUCUUGAUGGUGGAAAAGCUUCCAUUGCUGGAGACAGGCCCUUGCUUGUAAAAAGAAUAUUUAAAGGUGGUGCUGCGGAGCAAUCUGGAAACGUAGAAACUGGAGAUGAAAUAAUUGCUGUUAGUGGAAAAUCAUUACUUGGCCUCAUGCAUUACGAUGCCUGGAACAUUAUUAAAUCUGUGCCAGAGGGCCCUGUUCAGUUACUAAUCAGAAAACACAGAACUUCAGUAUGAUGGAAGCACUACAUCUAAUCACACUUGCUAAGAUGAAACAUUUAAAACUGGCUAGAAGCUGUCUUUGUUUCUAA